GAUUUAAAUAUCAAUGCUGCACUUUGAAGUUAUUCAUCAUUUGUAAUCUUUUCCUCAAGACGCAUUCCACCCAAUGGAAACAUGAAAAAUAAUUACUUUUUCUGCGCCUGCUUCUUCAGCUUCUUCAUAGUAUUAUAUGCAGCAGGGCCUGCCAAAUCAGGUUGCUUAGAAAAAGAGAAAGCUCUUGCCUUACUUGAAACAGCUGAAAAUUUUCUGACGAAAGCGAGAUACGCUUAUCCUUCUUGCAAAAAUAAUUUAAAUUCUACAGAUGAAACAGAUUGCGAUAAUGAAAAAUCUUUGGCCUACAUUGAAAUAUCAAAGAAGCUGAUUUCCGAUGUAAGGGAAAACUUUCCAUCAUGUUCCAAGCUUAUUGUAGAUGACGAUCAAGAUGACGUAAAAGAAGAGAAAUACAGUGACUGCUCUGAAAUUCUGGCAAAUGGACAUAAUAUAAGUAGAGUCUACACAAUAUGGCCGAGAGAGUUCCCAGCGAAAAAGCAACUGAAAGUUUUCUGCGAUAUGGAGAAAAAUGGUGGAGGAUGGACGAUGAUCCAAAGAAGAGGAAAAUAUCCUGUUCAACAAGAUUUCAAUCUGGAUUGGGAAAGCUACAAGAAUGGUUUCGGGAACUUAACACAAGAGUUUUGGUUAGGUAAUGAAAACAUUCGCCUUUUGUGUCUGAAGGGAUGUAAAAUACGUUUCGAUCUCCAAGAUGAAAGAGGAAUUGUGUAUUUUGCUGUUUAUCAGAACUUUAACUUAACAGCCAACAAUUACCGCAUUGAUAUCAGUGGCUACUCAGGAAAUGCAACUGAUGCCAUGAAGUACCAUAAUAAAUAUGAAUUUUACACUAAGGAUAGAGACACCUUUGGAAAAGCUAAGGAAUAUCAGUCAGGAUGGUGGCAUGGAGGAAAUUACUAUUGCAAUUUAAAUGGCAUCUACCAACCAGGGAAAAAUGGCAAACAAUACGUUUACUGGUGGAAAACGUCAAAUGACUAUAACAAUUUGGCAUCCGUGGAAAUAAAAGUGAAGUCAAACUAAACCGAAUCUGCAAUAUGUGAAGAAUAUCAAUGUGUUUGUAUUCAUGUAGAUGCUUAUUGCAAUACUAUAAUAUUCUCAAACCAAUAAAACUUAUUUUGUA
This is a messenger RNA of Argiope bruennichi, 1132 nucleotides long. Its product is annotated as techylectin-5A-like. Lineage: Eukaryota; Metazoa; Arthropoda; Arachnida; Araneae; Araneidae. The transcript has 7 exons. The coding region runs from base 82 to 1032 and encodes 316 amino acids. The record is from RefSeq and is a predicted model, not a curated record.